AUGGCUGAACGGAGAAUCUCCUAUGCGGCCGAUGUCGAAAAUGGCCAGACCAACACUCGCACUUCUACUGAUAUCAACAACGAUGGCCCCGCUCUUGAUGAGUACACCGCUUUGAACCGUUACAUCUCGACUGCUCGCGAUCGCCGUCGCGGUUCCACCUCCAGCGCUGGUGGUCUCAAUGAGGGCGAGAAGCCCAAGAAGAGAUGGUGGAAUUUCGGGGGCUCUAGCACUACUACCAGCAACGAGCCCUUCGUCGCUCCCGACGACUGGGUUGACACCGACAUUCGCGCUGGUUUGAAGGGCUCAGACAUUGAGAUCCGUCGUCGCAAGACUGGCUACAACGAGCUUGUCACGGAAAAGACGAAUCUGUUCGUUCAGUUUAUUGGUUACUUCCGUGGCCCCAUUCUUUAUGUUAUGGAAUUGGCUGUCCUCUUGGCUGCUGGUCUUCGUGACUGGAUUGACUUGGGUGUCAUUAUCGGUAUUUUGAUGCUUAACGCUAUUGUCGGUUGGUACCAGGAGAAGCAAGCUGCCGAUGUCGUCGCUUCUCUCAAGGGUGAUAUUGCUAUGCGUGCCUGGGUUAUCCGUGACGGUUCCGAGCAGGAGAUCCUUGCCCGCGAGCUCGUCGUCGGUGAUAUCGUCAUUCUCGAGGAAGGUCAGGUCGUCCCUGCCGAUGUCCGUCUUAUCUGCGACUACGAACAACCCGGUGACUUCGACAAAUACAAGGAGCUCCUCGCUACCAUGGCUGAGGACACUCUCAAGGAGAAGGGUGAAGAUGAUGACGAGGAGGAGCACCACACCGGCCACUCCAUCGUUGCCGUUGACCAGUCCGCCAUCACUGGUGAAUCUCUCGCUGUCGACAAGUACAUGGGUGACACUUGCUACUACACCACUGGUUGCAAGCGUGGCAAGGCUUACGCUGUUGUCACUGCUACCGCCAAGCACUCCUUCGUCGGAAAGACCGCCUCUCUCGUCCAGGGUGCUCAAGACCAGGGUCACUUCAAGGCUAUCAUGAACUCCAUCGGUACAUCUCUUCUCGUCUUGGUCAUGUUCUUCAUUCUCGCUGCCUGGGUUGGUGGUUUCUUCCGUCACCUCAAACUCGCUACCCCCGAAUGGUCCGACAACAGUCUCCUUCGUUACACUUUGAUUCUCUUCAUCAUCGGUGUCCCCGUCGGUCUUCCUGUCGUUACCACAACCACUCUCGCUGUCGGUGCUGCCUACCUUGCCCAGCAAAAGGCUAUCGUCCAGAAGUUGACUGCCAUCGAGUCCCUUGCUGGCGUUGAUGUUCUCUGCUCUGAUAAGACCGGUACUUUGACUGCUAACCAGCUCUCCAUCCGUGAGCCCUACGUCGCCGAGGGUGUUGAUGUCAACUGGCUCUUCGCUGUUGCUGCCAUCGCCUCCUCCCACAAUGUCAAGAACUUGGAUCCCAUUGACAAGGUUACCAUUCUUACUCUCCGUCGUUACCCCAAGGCUCGUGAGAUCCUCGCCCGCAACUGGGUUACCGAGAAGUACACUCCUUUCGACCCCGUCUCCAAGCGUAUUACCACUGUCUGCACUUGCGAUGGUGUCCGUUACACUUGCGCCAAGGGUGCCCCCAAGGCUAUCCUCAACUUGUCCGAGUGCUCCGAGGAAGAAGCCCGUCUCUACCGUGACAAGGCUGCUGAAUUCGCUCGCCGUGGUUUCCGUUCUCUCGGUGUCGCCGUCCAGAAGGAGGGUGAGCCCUGGCAAUUGCUUGGAAUGUACCCCAUGUUCGACCCCCCACGUGACGACACUGCCCACACCAUCACUGAAGCCCAGAACCUUGGUCUUUCCGUUAAGAUGUUGACUGGUGACGCUAUCGCUAUUGCCAAGGAAACUUGCAAGAUGCUUGCUCUCGGUACCAAGGUCUACAACUCUGAGCGUCUUAUCCACGGUGGUCUCACUGGUGCCCGCCAGCACGAUCUCGUUGAGCGUGCCGAUGGUUUCGCCGAAGUCUUCCCCGAGCACAAGUACCAGGUCGUCGAGAUGUUGCAACAGCGUGGUCACUUGACUGCCAUGACUGGUGACGGUGUCAACGAUGCCCCCUCUCUCAAGAAGUCUGACUGUGGUAUUGCCGUCGAGGGUGCUACCGAGGCUGCUCAGGCUGCUGCUGAUAUUGUCUUCCUUGCUCCUGGUCUUUCCACCAUCGUCGACUCGAUCAAGGUCGCUCGUCAGAUCUUCCAGCGUAUGAAGGCUUAUAUCCAGUACCGUAUUGCUCUCUGUCUCCAUUUGGAAAUCUACCUUGUCUCCACCAUGAUCAUCAUCGACGAGACCAUUCCCUCCGACAUGAUCGUCUUCAUUGCCCUCUUCGCUGAUUUGGCUACCAUCGCUGUCGCUUACGACAACGCUCAUUACGAACAACGUCCCGUCGAAUGGCAACUUCCCAAGAUCUGGGUCAUCUCCAUCAUUCUCGGAAUCUUACUCGCUGCCGGUACCUGGAUUGUCCGUGGUGCCAUGUUCAUGGCCAACGGUGGUAUCAUUGAGAACUUCGGUCACCCCCAGGGCAUCAUCUUCCUUGAGGUUGCUCUUACUGAGAACUGGUUGAUCUUUGUUACUCGUGGUGGCAAGACCUAUCCUUCCUGGCAACUCGUCGGCGCCAUCUUCGGUGUCGAUGUCUUGGCUACUCUCUUCUGUGUCUUCGGAUGGUUGACCCAGCCCGAGCACCAGGUCACUCACCCCGCUGACCCCGCCCAAUUCUCAUCCGACGGCCGCACCAGCAUCGUUACCGUUGUCAUCAUCUGGGCUUACUCCAUUGGUGUCACCAUUGUUGUUGCCACCGUCUACGCUAUCCUCACUGACAUCCCCUGGUUGGACAACCUCGGUCGUCAGACUCGCUCCAAGGCCGACACUGCCAUUGAGAACAUGAUUGGCCAUCUCUCCAAGUUGGCUAUUGAGCAUGAGCAAGACCGUGCCACUGGCAACUCCCGCUACGUCAUCGCUCCUCGUGCCCCUGAGGAAGAGGAGGACGAGUAA
This is a messenger RNA of Talaromyces marneffei, 2988 nucleotides long. RefSeq lists its product as uncharacterized. Gene Ontology annotation, molecular function: P-type proton-exporting transporter activity; ATP hydrolysis activity; ATP binding. Gene Ontology annotation, biological process: regulation of intracellular pH; proton export across plasma membrane. The transcript is spliced from 3 exons. Bases 1 to 2988 code for a protein of 995 amino acids. Gene Ontology annotation, cellular component: plasma membrane. NCBI's taxonomy places the organism in Eukaryota, Fungi, Ascomycota, Eurotiomycetes, Eurotiales, Trichocomaceae. The record is from RefSeq and is a predicted model, not a curated record.